Micropterus salmoides (largemouth bass) is the source of this 3749-nucleotide messenger RNA. RefSeq names its product tetraspanin-7-like. NCBI's taxonomy places the organism in Eukaryota, Metazoa, Chordata, Actinopteri, Centrarchiformes, Centrarchidae. Gene Ontology annotation, cellular component: membrane. Bases 549 to 1637 code for a protein of 362 amino acids. The record is from RefSeq and is a predicted model, not a curated record. The transcript has a single exon.
AAAGUUGCACAUGGGGACAGUUUUUACAUUUUACAAACACGUCACAUACACUGAAUGACAGUGAAAGAGUUUUUCCCCAGUUAAUUUAUUAGAAAAAUGGACUAGUAAAACUCAAAGGGAUGUCUCCUCCACACCGAGAGAGGGUGUGCAUCGGUUGAUUUCAGGUCCUUCCCACUGCAAUCACCUCUCGCCUUGACCAGAACGAGGGGCAGCAGUGAGCGAACAGAUGUCGGGAUGUGACUAUCAGCGGAGGAAUUGAAGAGCUGGUAAUCAUGCAGGUGGAAAGAAUGCCCGAAAUAAACAAAUAAAUAAGGUAGAAACGAGGAGGCUGUGGAUGCAGAUAACGGUGCGGCGCAACACCCAUCAGUGUGAUUUACUGUCCAGUUGGCGCUGGUGGUGUUGGUGGCGGAUUAAUAACCAGUCAUAAAGAAGUGGGGGAUUGUGUGUUGCAGGAGGACGAGAGUGAAGGCACUGAUAAAGGAAGGAAGAGGGAGGAGGAGUGUGUAAAAAGGGAGAGAGAGAGGAGUAGAUAAAGCCGUAGAGUGAUCAUGAGUGUUCCACCGCCUUACGGCUCACUGUCAGCUCGGUCGAGUCCAAGCAGACGAGCUUUGGACUGGGAACACGAGCAUCUGGCGGUGCGACGACUUUCCUCUCCACGGGGUCUCGACCUGCUUACUCCACCUCCUCUUCCUCAGCGACCCUCUGCGAUCCCUGGCUAUCUGCUUUCACCAUACCAAGAGCAGGAGGAGCAGCUCCAUCAACAGCAGCAGCGAUUAUCCUUGUCUGUCUGCUCAGAGGCCUCCCUGGCGCCACCUGUACCUCCACCUGUGGGUACUUCCCCACCCUGUUGCCGCCCAGUGGGAGUCAUGCACCUCCUGCGCCUGGGUCUCAUGGCCUUCAGCUGCCUCUUCUGGGCAGCCGGCCUGGCCAUCUUCACCCUGGGUGUGUGGGCACAGAUUUCACUGGCAGACUUCAUGCUCCUUUCUGCCAAUCGCUACCCAAACGCCCCAAUCAUCCUUCUGUCCACAGGUGCUGCCAUCACCGCUUGGGGCUUCCUGGGUUGUCUGGGGGUGGCUGCAAACCUGCCCUGCGUUCUUAGGGCUUAUGGGUUCUUUCAACUUGCUGCACUUAUUGCCGGUUUGGCUGCUGGACUCUCAGGUCUCUUCUAUCGUGAAGACAUUGCCGGAGGAUUUCGCAGCGGCUUACUGCGAGCGGUGGCCGGAUACACAGAGGAUGAAGGCCGUGCUGAUGCAUUAGACAGCCUGCAGAGGGCCCUGGAGUGUUGUGGAGCUGAGGGUUGGCGUGACUGGCUCACUUCAGACUGGGCUAUCCAGCAUAUGACCUUCCUGCCCGCAGAGAACGGCACCUCGUUGUCCCUGCCGGACAGCUGCUGCAUGAGGCGUAAGGGCUGCAAGAAUCGGCCACUUCUGUCAGAUGAUAACGAAGGAGUGGCAGCUGCAGGAAUCCAUCCACACGGCUGCUUCCGCAAAGUUUUCAGUUUGGUCAACGACAACGUCUUCCACAUUGCCGCCACUGUGUUAGGACUGGCCUUCACCCAGAUAGGAGGAAUUGCGCUGGCUUGUCUGCUGGCCAACAAACUGGCCCCAAGACAGCAGCAACGUGUGGUGGCACAUUAAUGGUCAAUUAAAAAAACAGGCAAACUAACCUGGAUUGACGAAUUUGUAAAUAAUUAGGAUUGGAAACUAUGGAGUAAUAGAGUUGCGAAGUGGCAAAUUAUCUCAGACAUCUUGAUAAAUUUUAUGCCUAGACAAUGCUCCUCAAACUUCGCAACUCUUACACUCAUAGUUUGUCUGACUUUGUCUUCUGCACAAUUUCAAGAAAGGCGUCUUUGAUUCAGUGCGGGUGGGAGGAAUGUGUGACACAAGAGGUGUUUCCUUAAGUUAAGCUUCUGUCCAUUUGAUACCUGCAAAGGGGAAGUCGGGCAUCACAAAUUUGGGGGGGACCAGAUUGGGCAGCAGACUGUAAAAAAUAUAGCAGAACAAGCUCCCUGAUUUUGCUAAAUGAUUUUGUUUCAGAAAUGUUUCAAUAUUGGCAUGGAUAUAUAAUAUGCUUCAUUAUAAUAGAAUGUAUUAAAAAUUACAUAUUAAAAACAAUUAUUUAUGGUUAAACUACUCAUUUUGGUUACUUCCAGCAGUACAUCUCUCCACUGAAUGCACAGGAAUGCUCACCAGCAGAUUUCCACUUCAGUUGAUUUAGUCUGGCUGUGUUCAGCAGAUGUUUGUAUCUACUUCAUUUAGUUUUCCCAUCACAUAGACUACACUGUGCUAGAAUGGUGCUUUUGAAAAGAACUUAAUAAUCUAUUGCUGUGUGAUAUUUUGUGCUGUUUAUCUGAGAGGCUGUAGUAAUUUCUACUCUGUUGAGGUACUUUGGUAAGAUAUUGACUGCUUUAAAAAUUCUUCCAGAUGUCUCUAUGUUGCUAGAGUUUGUAUAUUCUGAAGCACAAAAUUGUUUUAAAUAUUGUGAAUAACACUUUUGAACAUUUCUCCUUAAAUGCUCACAUACAUUGGCAUGACCCAGAUUUGUGUAACCCACUACUAGCAUGAAACAGUGAGUAGAAGUCUAGAUCAGAUUUCUUUUCUUCAAUAAUCAAACUCAAGUUGACUUAAAUAAAUAGUUCAGUAAUAGUAUACUAUCCUUAUUUGCUUUUUUGUCAAGAGUUAAAUGAGAUGACUGAUACCACUCUGUGCGCUAAAUGAGAAGCUAAUGCCAGCAGCCCGUUAUUUUAGCCUAGCAUAAAGACUGAGAGCAUGGGGAAGGAGAUAGCUUGUGUAGUUGAUUCACUUCAAUUUUGUUGCAUCUGUCCAAAAAUGGUAAAUAAACAUAGCACGUUAAUUAAUGAGCUUUAGAUAUGUUGGUAGGUGGAUUUUGUUACCAUUAGACAGAGCCAAGCUAGCUGUUUCCCCCUGUUUACAGUCUUUUUUGCUAUGCUAAACUAACCAUCUCCUAGCUGUAGCUUGAUAUUUAGCCAGCGUGGACACCCACUUUCAGGCCAGUUACACAAAAUCUUUAGAUUGAAGGUUUUUUUUGGGGGGGGGGGGUCGCUGCUAAAAUGCAAUGUCUAUAAUAUUUGCAGUAGUGGCAUUACUGUGCAUGUCCAUAGAUGUGUUAAGCUUAUAAUCAUAAAAUAAAAUAAAAACAUGAGUUGUAAUAAUGCAAACUGGAUUUAACUGUAGUAAAUUAUUGGAGCUGCCUCAUUGAACAGAUAGUCCAGUCAAAUUUCUGAGUACCUCAGGUUUAAUCAAAAAAUUCAGCUAGUAAAAUGUGUCUGCUAUUGUUAGGUUUGUCAUUAUGUAGACUAUAUUUAUGUUUUGGUGUUGUAUUAUUUUAUUUUGAGAUUUUCACUGCGCCACAUGCAGGUUUUUUGUUCCUCCAAUACAUCAUUUAAAAGGUCAGCCAAAUUCCAAAUGAUCUAUUCAUGCAGACAAUCUGAAUCGAUCUUCUCAUCUAACUCUCUGCAAGAAAUCAAAGUGUAUGAAUGUCAUAGUGUUUUUUCUCAUAUGAACUUGUUAUUACACGUGAUUACUAUAUGCACUGAGAUAACUCAACAUCAUAGACUACAGCCCACCUUUCAGGAUAGGCAUUUUAUUGCUCUUGUAAUUGUAAUGUAUGGUCUAUAUAUUUAUUUAUUCCACAUUCAUUAUUGUAUUAUGUCUUCUAUCAAUUACCAACAGUGCAAACAAGCAUGACUGAAACUGUAAACUAUAUCUGUCGACAAUAAACAAAAAAUC